AUGCCUGACCAGCGCUGCAUGAUGCUCCCCGACGCAGGAUUUGUUGGCACUCGAAUGCCUUCUCCAACCACUCCCACUCCGGCAACAAAGAACCAUCCUGCAAGUUUGGACCCUCGACGCCGCCGAAAGACCGUUUCCAUUGUCCAUCCAGACACAGAUGCCCCCCCAAGCGACCGUCUCGUCGCUUUCGCCCGUCUUUCGCGUCCCUCGACCAUGGAUUUCACGCCACGGACGAGGUACCGGACUGAGCUGCAUCAGAGGGAACCAGCCAGCCCAACCACCAAACCCGAGUACUUCAGCGAAAGGAACUACCUGACGAGAAGCAAAUCGUCUGGCCGCCUUCGCUCUGCUGCCAUUGACCGACGACUCACAGUUUCGGGAGAUCCCCGUGACACGGGGAAAGCUGGCGCGCUAACAUUCGCCGGCACCACAAGUUCAACAACGGGAUCAACCUCCGUCGGCGCCGUCUCUCUCCAUCACCCUCCUUCAUCUCCUUCGCCCUCAUCUCCCUCGCGCCUUCAUCAACCCCCCUCCCUGCCUGCUCUACCACGCCUCCCUCAGAGUCGCUUCAGUUUCGAGUUCCAGUCACCUCUUCGCAAGAUCGCUUUGACCUCGCAUCUCAAGUCUGCCAGUGUCGACCGCAGUAGUACACUUGCGUCGGAAUCUCCCUCGACAACAACCCCCAAGCAUCCUUCCUUGUAUGACAGGCACCGAAAAUCCGUACCAAACCUCCAUUUGUCUCACGUUGAAACACAAGCGGCAUCAGAACCUCGGCGAAUUCCUCCUAGCCCAUCUCCUACGACCCAGGGGUGUGAUUCUGCGCUCUCCCAGCACGCCAACCCAACUGCUCGCGUGCUGAGUCCCAAUGCACAAAAGCGUCGCAAAUCAACGUUGUACUCCCAGCAGGAACCUCCGGAUGUAAAGAGGAGAAUGCCAUCGUCCACCACGACCUUUGUUCAAGGGCGAUCGUACGGUGACGAGAAUGGCCCUGCCGUCAAAGGCGUCGAGAGGCACAGUCAUCAGGAUGGCUUGCGGUCUUCAGUUACCGAUGAAUCGCGGGCCAAAAAUGAGGACAUAUUCCUAAACAUUGCCAGGUCGGACUCGGACCGUCGCGAGUCCUUGGGUCGCUCCGAACUUAGACGGUCGCGAUUUAGGAUGUCCGGUAAUGGAUUCCGCUCCUCAACGUCUCGUGUCAGUAGCGAUGUGACACCGUCUCCCGAUCAACUACCUCGUUCAAAUACCUUUGAAAGCCCCUUGCAUGCGAAUUCGCAAAACACCUCCCCAUCAACGCGAUAUAGCUCUUUACCGUAUUCGUACUCGGCAUCUGCCCAUCCUCUGGAGGACCAUGGCCGGGCGCCGCAGACAAGUUUCACCUCGAGCGCGCGCUCGACGAUCGGACUUCCUCGCAGCCGACUGAGUCGCGCCAGCCCUGAAGAUGAGGUUAACUCAGAGCGACGCUCAUCUCUCCAUGAUUCGCGAUCGUUCCGCCACUCCACGCUUUCUACUAUUCGAAGCAGUCGACAGGCUUCUGGCUCCGAGGCUACGGAGAAGCCGCGUUACGAUCUCGAGCGGUCGCAAAAAGAUGGGACAGAAUCCACCCUUUCUACCACGGCGCCUUCUACCGUCUGGGAUGAGCUGGAGGAUCUCAAGUCGCGGAUUAAGAAAUUAGAAUUGACCGGAAAGCUACCCCCAUCGUCUCAGGAAGCCAUUACCUCGGCAUCUGGAGAGCGUCCACGUACUGCGACUACUACAGUAACAACCAUGUCAUCGUCUCCCCGCCACCGGAGAACGAGCGCUUCCGGUGAGUCCGAUACAAUCACAGUGCCAAGUCCAGUGCACCCGCUUCUACAAUCUGCGUUGGUCAAGGCUAGAAGCUCAGUGAGCAAGGAAGUGUAUACAGCAUUAGAGGCUACGGCAACGGAUGCCAUGGCGCUCUCACAGCUAUUGGGGACGGGAAAAACGCCGUCUGGGGGCGUCUCUGUUGUCAAUGGAUAUGGGCCGGCCGAGAGACAAUCGCGACGGAAAGUGGACAGUGUCUGUCGCAGUUUGACAGAGUUAUGCCUUGCCCUGUCGGACGAGCAACACACCAAACAGCAGUCGCCUGGCGAAGAUGCGUCAUUCCGGUUAUCUCAAUCGAAUGGCACUGAUGAAGGAACAAUCACUCCGACGCUAUCAUACAGGAGGAGUGUCAAUCAGGAGCCUGAAGAGGCGGGCCGACGGCAAAGUGGCCCCAGGGCCGCAAGCCGUCUUGAAGCACGCCGUGCUAGCCUCGCAAAUCACACCGAUCACCAUUCGCCGGAGACAUCUGCGCAAAACACCAAACUAACGCACUCGCCGAGCUCACCAGCGACCGGGAGUAGGCUGAGCCGACUUUCCGUAUCCAUGCGCGCAAGGAGGCUGCAGGAUGACGAGGGUGCAGAACAUCGCAGUCCCCACGGCCGGUCAGUAUCGAGGAGUAUGACGGACAUUGGGGCAGCUUCUUCCACGCAAGGACCAGCGCCACGACAGCGAAACACCUUUGCGUACCAGGCUACGCCAUCAGCUGCUGAGUACCAGCGGUCUUCUCAACCGCGAACCCCAACCUCACAAUCUGCGAUUCCUAUGCGUCGGAGCCUGAUGACACCGUCUACUUAUACACCUGCGAUACCCCGCGCAAAUAUCCAAGCUGGAUCCCGCCGCUACGGAUUAUCGACCGCCUCGGAAAACCCCGCGGACGAUGUACCAAUCUCUCCACGCCAGGAAACCCCGCAGACGAAGAUUGUUGCUCCGUCCAGUAAACUAGCCGCCAGCUACACCCCCAUCUCGCAGAAUCGAUUUCGGACAAACAGCCUCGGAGGCCGCAGACUCGGCAUCAGGCAGCGCCCGAUGUCGACCGUCGAUAGCAAGCAAUCCAAAUCCUUCAACGACAGCAUUGAUUGA
Molecule: messenger RNA, 2919 nt
Organism: Aspergillus calidoustus
Lineage: Eukaryota; Fungi; Ascomycota; Eurotiomycetes; Eurotiales; Aspergillaceae
Source: the annotation of a GenBank genome assembly